GAGGGAAGGGAAGUGGGUGUAACAGACCAUGCAUAGAAUAGAAUUUUCGAAAUUUUCAUUUCUUAAUUUUCACUCUUCACUCUUGUGCAUUGUCAAUGAAAAGCGGAAUUGAACUUUGAGCGGAAUCAAGCGACCGGAAAAAAAGAGACCAAUGACCAAUAUUUGUUUUGUUUCAAUCCUUAUUUGAAAUUUGAAACAAUUUGGCGUCUCGUGGAAAACGUUAAGGAAGCUCACAUCUGGAUUAGAUACAGAAUAUUAGGCGUUGUGCUGCAAGCUUCAUUACGACAUUUUGUGCUUUUAAGAGUGACGGAAGAAUUAUUGAGGUUUGUGGACAAACAUGGGUGGCAUGGACAAAACUGAAAGCAGCGAGGCGAGUUUUUCCUCUGAUGCCACCAAUGCCCAUGAGUGCUGCCAGAAGAAGUCAAAGGAGCCUCUUCUGAUUGACUUGUAUGAUGGUGAGGACGUUCACAGAGGGCUGGAAGAACAUUCGUCAGCUUAUGAAAGCCGAAGGGAGAAAAGCAAGUCUCCUAGGCUAGAAGAUAAUGACAUAGAGGAUAUUAAGGUCAUUUAUUGCCAAUCCGUCAAACAAACCUCUGAAAUCAUGAUCAUGCCACAUCCAAACACUUCAUGUUCGUUUGUUGGUGUUCCCUUGACGGUCAGCGAGGAGAAAGAUGAAGUGGUCUUCGUUAAGGCUGUGAAGAAACAAGACAAUUUGAAAAAUGUCAAAUUAAUUGACAUUUCAGACGACCCAACGGACCCACCUGUUGUGGUCGAGCCACAGAAUAAUACACCAACCAAACCCAAGACUGAAAACCUUAACACCAAAGUAGCUGUGAUUGAGCCUCGGAAUUCUAACAGGUGGCGUACAUUUCUCAGUCCUCAAGGAGCAGCUUCAGAUCUUGUUAAAACUUUGCUCUCGCGUGGCAUUCAACGUGCCAGACUGUCACAUAAAAACUAUUACCAGUGGGAAAUAAACGUCUUGAACAACGCGCAAUACCAAUGGCUCAGUGACUUCACUGUGAACCGCCAGGGAGAUCAUGAGGAGAAGCAGAACUACUGCUGGAGAGUCCGGGAUUACACACGGAACGCUCUCUUUUCUCUCGCCAGACAAAUGAGCUGUGAGAGCAUUUUGGGAAGGAUGAUAAUUAUGAAUUUCCAUGAUCACAAUGCAAGGAAGUAUCAAAACAGGACUGCGUUUGGAACUCCCAAGAAAAAUGCUCAAGCAGUUGCUAAGGCAAAUAACAGGCCAACAACCACGACUGACGCUAAUGCUCCUCUAAUUCAGGUUAAAAACGAAGAUCUCACCUCUGAAGUCAAAACGAAAAUUGAACCAAAGUGACGAGACAGCAAUAGUGGCGUCAAUGCGAAGUACCUGGAUCAAGAAUACAAAUGACAUUCUGUUUCCUACCUGAAUCUUGAGUUCUAAGUAAUUUAACGAUUUCAACGUAUUGAUAUGAACUUAAAUAUCAAAUUCAAAUAAGAUAAUGCUUUAUUUCUCAUAAUGAAGAGACUGAUCAAUAGCUAGCUAGAACAGCUAACCAUUAAUCUUUUUUCCCAAUUCGGCACUUUGCUCCCAAAUUGAAGUUUCUCAGCCUCUGCCUGGCGCUCGUACGGCUUUUGCAAAAUCCGCUCGAUUAAUCGGACUUUCUCGAAAUUCCCUUUUUCCGCCUCUGCAAUAGCCUCUUGCGCCAUCCAGUUUUUUAACACAUAACACGGAUUUACGCUCUGCAUCACACUUUGUCUCCGUGCCUCAUCCACUUCCUCUGCCUGCAGAGCGUCUUUGUAUUUUUGUAAAAACGCGUCAAAGUGUUUGUGCCGUUUUGUCUCUAGCAAAGCCCAAAACUUGUCUUCAACCUCUUCUACUUUGUAAAUGUCAACCUGUUUUUAAAUUGUUAAGUUUUAUGACGAAUAUCACUGACUAGAACCAUUUACCUCUGACAAAUCACGGAAUGUUGCGGUAAAAUCUGCUUUGGACUCUUCCAUUAUUAAUAAAAGUUGCUCAACAACGUCAUAA
Messenger RNA from Cloeon dipterum, 2014 nucleotides. RefSeq lists its product as uncharacterized. The record is from RefSeq and is a predicted model, not a curated record. The coding region runs from base 338 to 1339 and encodes 333 amino acids. The transcript is spliced from 7 exons. NCBI's taxonomy places the organism in Eukaryota, Metazoa, Arthropoda, Insecta, Ephemeroptera, Baetidae.